UUUUCAAAUAAUAGAGAGGAGACAAUAACAUAUCUUUAUUGGGACUCGGCCAAAUCUAUAUAUAAAGGAGAUUUCAAAAUACCAUCAAAUAUUUUGGUUGGAUCAAUUGAGUAUUAUUUAUCAAUUCCAACAAGAAUGAUUGCCUCAACAUUAUUACCACCAUCGCACCAACUCAACGUAUAUUCAAAGAAUGCAGAUUUAAUGGGUCCAGUAUUUACAAAAUUCAUUAAAAACGAAGCAGUUUCAUCUUCAUCAGCAGUUUCUUUUGGAUGGUCUUUUACAAUUCAAGAUAAAGUUAAUGGGUUCAAAGAUGGUUUUAUGGUAAUUAAAGGCGAAAUGGACAGAUCUAUGUAUAAUAUCACAUUAUCUCCCUCUUCAGCAAGUUUUGUGUCUGGUGAUUUAUAUGAGGGCUUAUAUAAAGUUAGUAUAUCUGAGUCUUCAAGUGGUAUCUCUCAAACAUUCACUAUUUCAGAAAUAUUCCUUCAAGAUAACCAA
Messenger RNA from Dictyostelium purpureum, 495 nucleotides. RefSeq lists its product as uncharacterized. NCBI's taxonomy places the organism in Eukaryota, Evosea, Eumycetozoa, Dictyosteliales, Dictyosteliaceae. The record is from RefSeq and is a predicted model, not a curated record. The annotation marks the transcript as partial. Gene Ontology annotation, biological process: sexual reproduction. The transcript has a single exon.